Molecule: messenger RNA, 4672 nt
Organism: Melanotaenia boesemani (Boeseman's rainbowfish)
Lineage: Eukaryota; Metazoa; Chordata; Actinopteri; Atheriniformes; Melanotaeniidae
Gene: dlgap4b
Product: discs, large (Drosophila) homolog-associated protein 4b
Exons: 14
Coding region: 566-4000 (1144 amino acids)
Biological process (GO): signaling
Cellular component (GO): glutamatergic synapse; postsynaptic specialization
Molecular function (GO): molecular adaptor activity
Source: RefSeq, a predicted model, not a curated record
GACAGUAGCAGUCCUUUUCCUCUCCAUCCUCCAGUCUGCCUGCUUUUUGUCUGACUGUCGGCUUUAACCGCAAAAGGUGAAUACAGCACCCAGUCAUGGAGACCGCUGUGGACGAGGGCUUUUGCUUUUACCCUCGCGGGAGACGCACAAACUCACCGAAUAAAUAAGGCGUCAAAGGACAAACACCGGCUUUCAGCGGAAAACGCAGCCGCUGCUGGUCAUCACAGUGACGCUCCUCUUCCUCCUCCUCCUCUUCCUCCUCUUCUGCCUUUUCAAUGAGCACGUCUUGAAAAGCAGAUGCCCUGCUCGGGAAGUUACGGAGAAAGCACGGAUAAAUCCUGCAAGUCUAAAAAUUUCAAGAAGCGCUCUCACCCGAAGGAUUUUUCCUCCCUGAGCCAGCUCUUCUAUGACCUUAUCAACAAACUCUUCAGCUCAUCUAAGAAGGAAUCUUCACUACUCAGACCAGGACUUCUAAGAAAUGAGCUACCAAUGAAUCACCUUCAAGGCAAUCUAUCUUCUCUACUUGGCUUGGAGGUCUUCUAGAGGGUUGGACCUCCUCGCUGUCAUGAAAGGACUGGGGACCAGUCGUAACAGACACCUGUCUGAUUCCUGUGACCCCUCCACUGGCCACCCAGAGGCCUUCUACCCUCAGAAGACCAGCACGCUGCCACGCAGCCCUUACCUUCUGAGCCCCACAAUGGACCACUAUGGAUCCAUGGACCCCCAUCUUUACCCUCCAACAAACCCAGGCUCCCUUCCAGCAGACUGCAUGUUGCCGCUCAACAACCAGCUAUCCAACAGCAGCACCUUUCCUGGGAUUCACUAUAAUUCCUAUGACCAGUCUGAUUUCUCUCCUCCUGGGGACAGUAUUGGGGGUAUAAGCACAGGGACCAUGGGGACAUCCAUGUCCAUGGGCAUGGUGCAAGGCAUGGGCAUGGUAGGGCUGAGUGGAAGAACACCUAUGAUAACAAGUGGAUCAGCAACUAUAUCACAUCAUAUGACCAAGAAUCAGGCACCACCUGGUAUAAUGGAAUUUGAUAAACAUCUUGCUGGAGGCCAUGAUGGAUUCAGCACUUUGCAGUUUCAUCGAACAUCUGCUGUCGCUGCUGCCAAGCAGCGGACUGACAGUCCAGGUCGCAUUCGUUACAUGCUGCACUCAGUGCAGAAGCUCUUUGCAAAGUCCCAGUCACUGGAGGGCCACCACAUGAAAGGAAAUGUCAACGGACGCUCUACAGGCAGCGGUGGAGGCUCAUCUGGCACUGAGGAUGGAGGGAAGCAUAAUCGAAGAUCCAAAAGUAAAGAUCGGGGUACAAAAUCAGAGGCAACUGCUAAAAGACGGCCACGAUCCAACAUGUCAGGUUACUGGAGUUCAGAUGAUUUGGACAGCAGUGAUUUGAGCAGCUACCACAACACCAUGGCCAUGAUGACUCUGGGGCGUCCAACUGGCCAUGAUAGCCAGGGUGGCCAGAGCCGAUACAUCCACAGUGGCUACAACACGAUUAGCUCUUCUAAAAGCAGCAGUGAGAUGAAGUACCAGGCACUUCCUGGGCCUGGGGGUGGAGGAGGUGGUGGACUAAGUGGAACAGGGGGCAUGUUAAUGAAUGAUAAUGACUAUAUGAAAGGAGGGUCUUGGUCCACACUGACUAUGGGCCAGCCAAGACAAGUGAUCCAGAAGGGCUCGGCUACUCUGGACAGGUCAAUGCUGAAGUCCAAGUCCUGCCAACAAGAACUAACCUGCAACUACCUGCAGGUUGGACGAAGGGGUGAUUGGAGCAGCACAUUAGGCCGCAGUGGGGGUGCCAAUGAAAUUCCAUGUCGACGGAUGCGCAGUGGUAGCUAUGUGAAGGCCAUGGGAGACAUGGAGGACAGCGACGACUCUGAGGGAAGCCCCAAACCCUCGCCCAAAACUGCUGCUCGCCGCCAGAGCUACCUCAGGGCCACCCAGCAGUCUCUGAGUGACCAGCUACCCCCACGCAACAGAACCCUGGAAUACACCUUGUUGCAGGGGGAGCUGGAUGCUCUGUGGUCUCCACUCCACAGUGUGUCCUCUCUGCACCAGCUGAGCAGGUCAAUGAGCAGCUGUCUUCCAUCUCUCAGAGAGCUGUCUAAUAAUCGCAGCCUGGAUAAUCUGGAUUGUAUCGGAGAAACGGGGCCUUUGGCCCCAUGGGAUGAAGAUGACUUCAGCCAAGCAUGCAGCACCUUGGGAAGACGCAUGGGUCAGUUGCGAGACCUGGAAAGGAGUCACCACUAUGAAGACCGCAGUUCAGAGUCUACCUACAGAGAUUCCCGUUCCCAUUCUCAGGAUAAUUCAGAGCCUCCAGAUCUGCCCAUGCCAACCUGCUUCCGGUCCCGCAGCCAUAGCUACCUGAGAGCCAUUCAGGCCGGUUGCUCCCAAGACGACGACACAGCAUCCAUCGACUCAGGCUGCUCUCCGCCUCCUGAUUCUACCGUUCGCACAUACAACGCCAACACUGUCUCUUCAUGUAUAACCACCUGUAAGAAGGCUGCUCCUCCUCCAGUGCCACCACGCACUACCUCCAAGCCCUACAUCUCUGUGACGGUACAGAGCAGCACAGAGUCGGCGCAGGACAACUACUUGGACCAGCAGGACAGGAGGUCAGAUGUUAACAGCCAGUCAAGCCACGCUCACAGCAAUUCGUCUGACAGCCUCGACAGCACCCGUGCCAACAGCCUGGCCCGGGGUAUUCCCCGCCCUCCGCACAUCAUCCCCAUUCCCUUCGCUACCCCAAGAGAGCCGAUCAUACCCAGUACAGCCAAUGCUUCCACUGAGACGAGUGACUCAGUAGUCCAAAAUGAAUCUCUGAAAUUGGGAUCUAAUAAAGGGAAUCUUGUAGCAGAGGAGCCCUUCGUAGCCCCAGUACCCAGACGGAAACUUUCCUCCAUUGGCAUACAGGUUGACUGUAUUCAGGAAGUCCCACGAGAAGAGACCCCGCCACUGGCCAGAUUUCAGUCAAUUGGAGUGCAGGUGGAGGACGGGUGGCAGCUCAGUCGCUCCAGUAGUAUGGCCUCAAAACAAGAAACAGACUCAGACACACAGGACAUCUCUGUCAUCUCCCAUAUCAUUAAUGCCAAACCCUUUGAGAAGAAAGUCAUGGUCAACAGUGCCAGCCAAUCCAUGAGCUCCCCUCCUGGACAAGACUCUUUAGACAACGGAGACCCCACAGGCGACACAUCAUCCCCUCCACCACCCAGGCAAAUCCUCAACCGCUCCACCACACGAAGCAGCUCCUCCUCUUUCUCAGAAAGUCUGGACCCAGCACUGGACCCCUCGUCUCUGCCGCCUCCAGACCCUUGGCUUGACAGCGGGAAUGUGAAUAAUAGCAGCGUCCCACAGAUGGGAGGAGCAGGAACACUGUGUCGGAGAGACGGCCACUGGUUCCUCAAGCUGCUGCAGGCCGAGACGGGACGAAUGGAAGGCUGGUGCCAGCAGAUGGAGCAGGAAACCAAAGACAACCAGCUCUCAGAGGAGGUGCUGGGGAAAGUUCGCAGUGCAGUAGGAAGUGCGCAGCUCCUAAUGUCUCAGAAGUUCCAGCAGUUCCGGGGACUGUGUGAACAAAACUUGAAUACGAAUGCCAACCCACGGCCCACAGCCCAGGACCUGGCUGGUUUCUGGGACCUGCUGCAGCUCUCCAUCGAGGACAUCAGCCUCAAGUUUGAUGAGCUCUACCAUCUCAAGUCCAAUGACUGGCAGCCCGUACCAUCUGCAGCUGCCCAGUCGUCCCCUGAGCGGAAGCAGGACGAGGAGAAGGCGGCCCCUCCGGCGUCAAAGAAGCCUGGUAAAGGACGACCAUCGCUCGGCCGUGAAAAGAGCGCAGACUCUUCAUCCACCUCUUCAUCCGCCUCGGCUGAAAAGCAGAAACAGGAGGCUCGCAAGCGCCUGCUGGCUGCCAAGAAGGCCGCCUCAUUUCGCCAGAACUCCGCCACAGAGAGCGCAGACAGCAUUGAAAUUUAUGUCCCCGAGGCCCAGACUCGCCUCUGAGAGAAAUGAUGAAGGGGGAGGUCAUGGAACCGAAAAGUGUCAGUAAAACAUCUGGAUGAACAGGAGAGUGAUUCUUUUUUUUUUUUUUUUGGUAACGCAAAUGAGCUUCCUCAGGAAAGAUGGAUGAUGGGGAGGAAAAUGUCCAGUGGAUGGGAUUUACGAAGUUUUAACAUUUAAAGUUAUAGGCUGGGCUCGCUGGAAGCAGACAGUGUUGACUUUUGGCGGACUCAACAGAUGAUGAAGCGGGAGACUCCCUGCCAAUGAAGACCUCAGCUGAUGAACUUUGUCCUUUCUUCAACUAUUCUUAUAUCAUUAAAAAUUCUUAAAGUAUUAUUAUGACAAUUAUAGGAUAAAGAAUCUAUAUGGAGACUGUUUUAAAAGUUAUUUUAUCUUGGCUAUAAGAUUUAUUAGGCAGACAGAAGGUAAGCAUUACUCUUCUGUCUCACUUUAUUGCUCUCUUCCCAGGUUCACUGGCCAUCUUGUAGCUUUGCACAACACCACCUUGUGGCCAUCAUGCACACUGCACACACAUCACAAAUCCAUCUGUAUAUGUCUUCCUUGUAUUGAUUUUCUUUCUUCAUCCUUUUAUUUAUGUACAGAUCCAUUUAGAUCAGGCUUUUCUGAAUGUUUUUGGUUUGGUUGAAUUAAAAGUUUUUAGUUUCUAGCCAUUAA